This is a messenger RNA of Tigriopus californicus, 3236 nucleotides long. RefSeq names its product centrosomal protein of 164 kDa-like. The transcript is spliced from 10 exons. Lineage: Eukaryota; Metazoa; Arthropoda; Copepoda; Harpacticoida; Harpacticidae. The record is from RefSeq and is a predicted model, not a curated record. The coding region runs from base 440 to 3109 and encodes 889 amino acids. Gene Ontology annotation, molecular function: protein binding.
GACCCACGGCCACUAACGCCCUCUUCAGUUGGACGGACGAUAAGGCAUCCACGGAAGGCAUUGUUAAUUAAUCAAUGGGAAAGUUAACUUGAAAGGCUUUCUCGACUACCUGGAAGGUGCGUGAGAGGAGAACCUUUUCACAUGCCUUGAAAACAAGUCAUCACCAUCUUCGAUACCUCCAAGCUCUUCAACGUAUCGCGCCCGGAUCCCAAGGGUUCCACCACUCGAGCAGCACCCACAGACCUCUGUGUCAGUGAGUAACUAACUGGCUGAGAAUGAGAGGGAUCCAGUAGAUUUCUAUCCAAUAAAAGGUCGAUGUUCCUCCCACCCUCACUCGCCAGCAUGAGCUCAUUGCAACCUGUGGUUCAAGUUCAAUCAUCCUCUACUUCAGUCACCAAUUGGUCUCGGUCAUUAGUAGAGCCUAGGCAAAACAUUCGACAUGAGUGGCUUAAACUCCGAGGGAUCUUCCCAACGAUCGGCUAGCGUGGAAGACUACGAAGAUCCUAAUAGAAAUGAGGAGAGAACUACAAGCUCUUUAGGCCACGACCCCCUCAUCUAUACCGAAGUAUUCGACGAUAAAAGUGAACCCACACAUGCAGAGGUGCAAGAAUACGCUCAUCGUUUGGGCAUUGACGUAAAUACCGAGCCUCAACUUCUAGACAUUGCCAAACAGGGGUUGUUGACUGAAUUGCCACCCCAUUGGAAACCUUGUUGGGACGAAACAAAAGACGAUUUCUAUUAUUUCAACUUCGAAAGUGGUCAUAGUCAAUGGGAGCACCCUUUGGAUGCGAUCUUUUUGGAAAAAGUAACUGAGGCUAGAGGCCAGAAACGGUUGAAAGACUCCAAAGAGUUCCUGGAUCCAGACAUCACUGAGGUCUCUGGCGAUACCUCAGAUCUCUUGUCCGCCGAGGUGAACAAGGAGGAUCAGGAUCAAUUCAAUAUGGAUUUGAACGCUCCUCAGAAAUUGGCUCCAUUGCCACCGUUGGGUAGGCAAUUGGCCCCAUUAGGCAUGGGUAAGAAGACUCUGCCCCCAGUGAACACCCUUGGACCACCACCAGGUGGAGGGGUUCCUUUGGGAUCGACUCCCUUGUCGGAGAAGAAAAAAGUCACCUCCAUUCAUCACUUGUCCAAACCGCUCACCAGACCCGUCCUAGGAGGCUUAAAAGUCAACCAUGACCCCCCUGGCCUUGCUAGUCCAACCCAAAGUUUGGGUGCUACGCAUAAGAGGCAAAGCCUCAUAAAAAGUUCCAAUGUCAAUCACGCACUUCCUGGAGAUUCUUCACCGGAGAAUUCCUCUCAAGUCUCCUCUACUUCUGGUCCGAUCCGAGGCAUUCUCAAAGGGACAACUGCCUCGUCGUCCUCACCUGCAAAGGAGGAAAGGAAACUCUAUCGAGACUCUCUGACGCAAGCAGAUAAGAAAAGGAUUCACUUCAAUGCCAAGACCGAUGUGAAAGAGCUUACAUUUGAGCCGGAGAGCACGUCUACGUCUUCCGAGGUCUCAAUCGAGAAAGUCAUAUCAAAACCAACUCCUAGGUUUCAGCCUCCGAAACCAAUUCCAAAGUUGGAAUCUUUGCCUUCCGAAGAUUCACAUGAAGAUAAAGACAAAGAUUUCAUGGCACGACACGGAUUAUUUGACCCCGAGGAUCUAAUUCUUGACGACGGCACCUUGGAAGAUUUCUUGGUUGGCUCAAGCAUAACAGUAGAAAAGUCCCAUGCCAGUGGCCCCGCUUCGAAUGGAUCAAGGCCUAAAACCAAGUUGUCGAAAAUUCUUUCGAGUGUUAGCAAUCCAGACGAGGAGGACAAGAUUCCCGAAAACUCAGUUUCCGCUCCAAGCAAACCCAAUCCAAAGCAAGAUUCGAGCUCCACCUUGUCAAAUGUGAAGUUAGGUACAACGACAAUGCAAUCAUUGGAUCAAGCCAAAAAGCCCGACAAUCCGAGGUCCUUCCAUAGUGAGUCGGCUAGAAUCGCUCCCAGCGUUGCUCCAAAAAAACAAGAAGACGUGCGUGACAUCGAGAAAGAUGUUCAAGAUGAGGUGGCGUCCUUCAAGGAGCGCAUUAGCUCCAAUUUGGCAAUCGAAAAAACGAAAAUCGAGGCUGAACUCCGGGCUGCUUAUCAAGACGAGAUUCAGCAGAUUCGAGAAAACCUUCAAACCGAACGUCAACGUCAAGAGGAGAACUUGAAGGAUGUGUUUGCGUUCGAAAUGCAAAAACUUCGCGAGACGUUAGAAUCGAAUCUGGAGAUCCAGAGAACUGAAAUGAUGCGGAACUUCAAUGACGAAAUGGAUCGUGACUCUCGGAAGAUGGACGGGGAGCGACAAUCCCAAUAUAGAGAAAAAGAAGAAGAGCUUCGCCAAUCGGUUGAGAAUCAGUUGGAACAUUAUCGCACCAAGCUAAAAGAAGAAGUGGAACAACAGAGGGUUUUGAUUGAAAAAGAGUUCAAGGAAAGAUUAUUGCAUAAUAUGGAGAAGGCCCGCCAAGAAGUUAUUUCCGAAAUCAAAGUUCGAGAAGCCAAAGAAAUACAUACACAGAUUGCCAUUUCCCACCCAGAGGUCCCCAUAUCCACCAAUGAUUCCAAGGCCGAAUUCAUCAAUGAAAUAAGAAACCUAGAGGACGAAAUUCGGGAGUUAAAGCUUCACAUCAAGCAACAAGAACAACGGAAGCCGAUUGAUGACCCUAGAGAGAACAAUGACUCUUCAGAUGAUGGCAUUGAAGACGUGCCCAAAAGACGCCAUAAAAACGAGGAUAGAGCAUCACAUCGGUCAAGACGAGUCCGGCCGGUGGAAAGCGAUUCAGAUUCCUUCUACGAAUCGUCACAACUAGAUUUAAACAAGUCGUUGCAAAACCUUAAGAGAAGAGUCAAUUCACUCGAGAAAAGCAUGAAUCCGUUCUCGGUACCAUAUCAAGUUCCCACGGUGAUCAAGUACUCAUUAUCUGGCAGUCAAUUUGGGGCCGUGGUUCCGGCUAAUGUGCCCACAAGUGCACUAUCUGGUUAUGGAACAAAUAGCAACCGGAUAACAACCUCAUCCACUGGUUGGACGGUGGAUGAACAAAUUUAUAAGUCAAAACUCUGGCUGAAACACAGGAAUCAAUCGCGGAUUCCCAAGUCUUAAGACUGAAGUCACAGACCAAACUAAAGCAAUCUCCCUUUAACUUCGAUUUAAAAGGCGACACAGCUUUUAAAUCAAAUGUUCUCGAUUGGACGCAUAUCUUGAUGAGAAAUGCAGUCUAAAUCGCGAC